Messenger RNA from Harpegnathos saltator (Jerdon's jumping ant), 4594 nucleotides. Its product is annotated as cyclic nucleotide-gated cation channel alpha-3. Gene Ontology annotation, biological process: monoatomic cation transmembrane transport. The coding region runs from base 631 to 2976 and encodes 781 amino acids. Lineage: Eukaryota; Metazoa; Arthropoda; Insecta; Hymenoptera; Formicidae. The record is from RefSeq and is a predicted model, not a curated record. The transcript has 12 exons. Gene Ontology annotation, cellular component: intracellular cyclic nucleotide activated cation channel complex; plasma membrane. Gene Ontology annotation, molecular function: cGMP binding; protein-containing complex binding; intracellularly cGMP-activated cation channel activity.
GCGGCGGCAGCGGCGGCGGCGGCGGCGCACGUGGGAGCGCUGCUCCGCGCGGACGUCACAGCAUGUCGCUCGACGGGACGGUCGCGGACGAGCGCGGGCCGAGCGACGAGUGUCUCGUACCGUGCCUGUCGAGCACAUUUGUCCGCAAAAAGCGCGAGUCGCGCGCACUCGCAAUCGCGACGUUCGCUCGUUAGCGCGUCGGACAGACGCGGCAUGCCGUCGGUCGUCGCGCGAUCGACCGCCCCCCCCUCGGUCGGUCUUGGUCGUCGUCCGAGUCGCUCUCCGCGCGGUUGGCGCGCGCGAACGCUCGGCCGGCUCGAUUGACAAUCACGCUAGCGGCUUCGGCGGCCGGCCGAAGCGCGAGUGCCGCGAGUGCGUGCCUGCGAUCGGGGUGUCCUGCCGAGAGGAGCGAUCAGGAGAGAGCGAUCAUGUGCUGCGACGCUCGGUGACACCGGUCGCGGUCGUGCUAUGCGGCGCUACCGUUAGUGGUAUACGUAGCCGAGGCAGAGAGCAGAGCCACCACCGCGGGCCGGCUAUCACCACGUGGUGGACAUCCCCGAGCGUGUACUCGGGCGGUUUUGGCAAGAACAAGAGGAAACAAAGACCGGAAGGCUGGAUCACCUCCGUGGAAUGUCUUCGGGCGCCAAGCGACUGGUGCAGUCGCUUAGGGGCCGAACCGGCGGUAGAGGCGCCGGCGGCGGUCGAUCCGAUGCCGGGGACGACAGCGGCGUCGGCGGCGGCGGGGCCAGCACCAGUGCGACCCGGUUGUGCCACUACGACAGCGGACACGAACUCGACGAGAUCUCGGUGAUCGGGGCUGCCGUGAGGAACGAAGGCCUGACGACGCCCACCACCCCGUGCCACUGCAGGUCUCUCAAGUACGGCAGCGGACAGACGCUUUGCAGCAUCACCGGAUUGGUCCCGCCCGCACCCGCCGCACCCGCGCACAGGACACAGUCCGGCGUCAUCACAUCGGCCGGCGGUGGCGGUGUGAGGCAUCGUCUGAGCGGCGGCUCCGCGUCCGCCCUGAGCUGCGGGGGUGAGAAGCACCGGGACGGCAGGACCGGAAGGACCGGCGAUGGCAGAACCGGUGGCGGUAGGGAAAAGGAGGAUGACACCAAGAGCGCGGAGAACGUGUCCAGGGGGGUUAUACCCUCGAGGCAGAGUCUCUUGGAUCUCGUCAGCGGUAAAUUCAUGGGCCGACACACACCCACGCAUCACUACUACCAGCAACAUCAGCAGCAGGUGUAUUCUGUUUCGCAGCGUUACUUCAGCUCGUCGCGCGAUUCGCUUCACGAUACGUACGUGAAUCGGAGAGCGAGCGAGCUUGAUCUGUGCCGCAAGCCGAAGAGGAGGGAUCACCUUAGGGGCAGAUUCAAGCUGCCGUAUGCAGUUGCGCUUACGCCGUCGCGCGAGCAGUCGCACCUGCACACACCGGCGUCGGUCAAUCAUCUCAGCAACAGCAGCUGCAACGGCACCGAGACGAGGUAUACGGCGCAGCAGCAACAGCAGCAACGCGGUAGUAGAGGCUAUCCCGGACAACCAGGAUCGAGGGGUUUCCGCACGGGCGCGCCGAACUGGUCCUUCAUCUUCGAUCCUGCGGGACGUCUCUGUUACUAUUGGUCAAUGGUGGUUUCCCUUGCCUUUCUUUAUAACUUCUGGGUGAUCAUCUAUAGGUUUGCCUUCCAGGAGAUCAACGGAGAGACCCGUUGGGUGUGGUUCUGCCUGGACUACUUCUCGGAUUUUUUAUACGUGCUCGACAUAAUAUUUCACAUUCGAACGGGAUACUUGGAAGACGGCGUGCUGCAAACCGACGCCACAAAACUGAGAAAUCAUUACACAAACAGCACCACGUUUUACAUAGACAUCCUGUGCCUGCUGCCCCUCGACUUUUUAUACUUAUCUAUAGGAUUUAACAGUAUGCUGCGAAGUUUUAGACUCGUAAAAAUUUACCGGUUUUGGGCGUUCAUGGACAGGACCGAGCGACACACAAACUACCCGAAUUUGUUUCGCUCCACCUCCUUGAUACAUUAUUUACUGGUGAUCUUUCACUGGAACGGGUGCCUCUAUCACAUUAUUUAUAAGAACAAUGGCUUCGGCAGUAAGAACUGGGUGUUCAGCGACUCCGAGACGGCGGACGUGGUGAAGCAGUACCUGCAGAGCUACUACUGGUGUACUCUCGCUCUAACGACCAUCGGUGAUCUGCCCAGGCCGAGAAGCAAGGGCGAGUACCUCUUUGUGAUUGGUCAGCUGUUCUUCGGUUUGCUGCUGUUCGCAACGGUGCUGGGGCAUGUCGCGAACAUCGUCACUUCCGUCAGCGCAGCGCGAAAGGAGUUUCAGGCGAAGCUGGAUGGCGUGAAGACGUACAUGAGGAUGAGGAGAGUGCCGACGCAUCUGCAGGUGAAGGUCAUCAAGUGGUUCGACUACCUGUGGUUGACGCAGAAGUGCUCCGACGAGGAGAAGGCAGUGAGUUGUCUUCCAGAUAAGCUGAAGGCGGAGAUCGCGAUAAACGUGCACCUGGACACGCUGAAGAGGGUCGAGAUCUUCCAGAACACGGAGGCCGGCUUCCUGUGCGAACUGGUGCUGCGACUACGGCCCGUUCUUUUCUCACCUGGCGACUACAUCUGUCGCAAAGGUGAGGUGGGAAAGGAGAUGUACAUAGUGAAUAGGGGCCGACUGCAAGUGGUGGCCGACAACGGGAAGACGGUGCUCGCCACCCUAAAGGCGGGUUCCUACUUCGGGGAGAUCAGCAUUCUCAAUAUGGGGACCGCAGGUAAAGAGUGCGGAUACGUACAAAGUCACCGGCACAGAGAACUGGAGAGAGAGAGAGAGAGAGAGAGAGAGAGAGAGAGAGAGAGAGAGAGAGAGAGAAAGAGAAAGAGAAAGAGAGACGACGCAAAAUGGACUGUCUUCCUUCGGAAGUACGUAUCCACUAUCGACACGUAUUGUCCGCUGCAACUUAUUAACACUAUAUGACACUGUAUAAUCACGUAAUUCGAGCCUCGACGCGCGAACAAUGGCGAAAGUCUCGCUCUGCCGAAAGAAACUACAGCAAACGUCUCGGUGCACAUUAUUACGAGGAUGCACCGUGGCGAAGAGGGUGCGAAACUCGCACGUCACCGUCCGUUCACGCGCGUUCUCGCGCGUGGGAAACUACUUUCGUACCUCGAUCUGGCCGAGAACGACAAUAUCGAGAUCUUGCGUUCAAAAACGCACAGCGAGGGCCGAUUCAUUGCGCGAGAUUGCGAAGCUCCAUUAUCUCGGUAUCCGUUUUGAAAAGACCGGUUUAGGGGUCGAGAAGGGCGCGUAAGUCCAAGAAGAGUCGCGCGAUUUCGUCCGAGCGCGACGAUUCUCAGACGCGAGAGCAAACCGCUGCAAAGUUGUCAUAAGCGUUCGCCCGUAAUGAGCUGCGCGGGGAAACGUCGCCGGCGAUUAUUCGACUUCCUCGGCGGCGAUAUAUAUAACGCGAGUUUCGCGCGAUGGGGCGAGAGAGAGAGAGAGAGAGAGAGAGAGAGAAAGAGAAAGAAAGAGUGUAGCGUGUAGCAAUUACAGUAAAGUAACGCAGACGCGGCGGGCGGCGGGAGCAGUAUAAUUUUCAAUCCGGUACAAAGAGUUUCUGUGUCGCUCUCAACUUAAUUAUUACAAUUUGUAUUACGACUCACGCGCAUUCACGGCAUACUAAUGAAGCAAAACUUCCGAACGUGGUAUUUAUCUUACGGCUCCCGGAAACACCCUUGGAAAUACAUAAAGUCCUCGCGUGCGCGCUCGACAGCCACAUCGCCGACUCCUCGGACUGCGCACGCGCGUCUGAAACAAUUAUACGCUACUCGUUAGCUCGUUAAUUACGCGGACCCGUUUACGACGACGUGUGAAAUCGUCGCGGGCGCCAAUUCAAGUCGCGGGACAAUGGCUGGCACUCGCGUCAUCGCCGCAUCAGGCACAAGCCACUUUAUUAGUGCCGGAUUUAUCAAGUACCGGGUGCGUUUAAUUGUUUCGCUUUCUUUUUUUUUUUUACAUCGAAGAUGUAAAAAACGCGGCCGCGCCACCGGCUUUCCUAUCCUGAAAGAUCGAAACCAAACGGGAAGAAACAAAAAUCGCGCUCCCUCGCCGCGCAAACAAACACGCGUAAAUGAGAGUCGCAGCGGCGGCGGCGGCGGCUAUUAAUUGGCGCUCGCGCCAUUAUCGUCCAUCAAUUCAUUAACGAACGCAAACGCCGGCCGGCCGAAGAAAAACGAGUCCGGUGUGCGACUUGGAGCGAACAAUUAACAUCGAAUCACCGAGUCGUGAACGGAGGCGAUUAAUCAAAAUUACACUCUGCUCUUAAUUAAUCAACAUUAGUCUCGCACUGCCCCGCGACGAAAUUACGCGCUCUCGCGAGUGCGAGGGGUCGUGAGGGGGGAGGGGGGAGAGCGAUCGCGCGCGUAAACGCGACGGUCGAGCUUCCGUACCGGAACCACAGGUGCAUCUGAAUGGGCGAGCGGCACGAGACGUAAGGCGAGGCUGUCGUAUGUAGUACGAUCGACCGUUGGAUCGAUCGCGUGCGGUUACAUAAGAAAGCUUGAUGCAUCCCGAUAACCAAUAAAUGGCUACAUCG